CCGAAAAGUAUGUAAAGGUAAUCAAUUUUGCACGACAUCAACAACAAACCAAUAGGAUACGUGCAAGUAGACCAAUAAGUUUAUUAAUAUCUCGUACGUGUCUCUCUUAUAAGUCGUAUUUCGUCAUUGUGAUAGUGUUGUUCGUGAAGAGAAGACAUAGAAAUAAGCAAAUCACGAUUUGAUUUCAAGCAAUUGGUGUAAUAUUGCGAGACUAAUAACGAUUGUUUGGAUAAAGAAAACUGCGAGUUUACCUAGUUAGAUUUUUUCAAGAAAAGAGUUGAACACAUUUUCACGAUGCACUUUAUAAUACGGACAUUCAAAAUUAUUAUUUUUGCAAAUUUAUUCUCAAAUAUUAUAACAAAACAAAAUGAGAAUACUACAACAAAAAAUAAUACACAUACGAUGAAAGAAUCUGAUGACGAUGAAUAUGUUGAUAUUAAGAAUAAUGAAUUGGAUAAUAAUAUUAAGAGAAAUGAAUUUGAUGAAUUUAAGGAUUAUGUUCUUAAGAAUACUGAUGUACUUAUUGCAUUAAUUAUAAGUGUAUUGGCUGUCUGUGUUUGCAUGCUAGUGAUAGUAAUAAUGAACUGUAGCCGUUGGGAGAAUAUCAGUGAAUGCAACAGACAGUGUAUUAAAAGAAAUUAUCUUAUCGUUCGCAAUUGUUGCCGUGGGGAUUCUAAACAACCCAGUUAUCAUCCAGAACAUUCCUGUGAAGAUUUCUGCCGUUGGUGCUGUACUUAUGAUUAUUUUGACUUUCAUAAAUCUAUUCCUAAUCCUCAUCAACCAAAACGUGCAGAACGUUUAGAACGUGCAAAAUGUGCACAAUGUGCAGAACGUGCACAACGUGUAGAACGUGCAGAAGUAGUAGCUGAACCGUCAGUUACAUAUGAUGGGAGUAAUGUUUCAAUUGAAAAGCAUGAUGCAAACUUUCGUAAGUCUAAUCCUAAUCCCGAUCAUCAACCAGAACGUGCAGAACGUGCAGAACGUGCACAAUUUGCAGAACGUGCACAACGUGUAGAACGUGCACAAGUACAUGCAGAAGCUGAACCGUCAAUUAUAUGUGAUUGGAGUAGUGUAAGUAAAACAUAG
Molecule: messenger RNA, 1086 nt
Organism: Formica exsecta
Lineage: Eukaryota; Metazoa; Arthropoda; Insecta; Hymenoptera; Formicidae
Exons: 5
Coding region: 295-1086 (263 amino acids)
Source: RefSeq, a predicted model, not a curated record